UGUUCGUGUUUUCUUUUUACUUCCUCUUCUCAGAGAUACACUCGAGUAAAUGUAGCAGUGCUGCGAUAUAAAAAUACUCCACUACAAGUGAUAGUCCUGCCUCGAAAGUGUCCACUAAGUAAAAUUUUCUCACAGCCCCUGUCCUAUAAGAGCAGGCUGUCCCCAAAUCUCUGAUUGUUUUGUCUGUAGCCAUGAACGUGACAGCUCCUCUGCUGCUGCUGCUUCUCACUGUUUGUAUGGCCAGUGGUGCUCUGCUGCCCAAGGCCUUAUGGCAGUUUGGGAAGAUGAUCCAGUGUGUCCAGCCCGGUGUUAACCCUCUGGACUACAACAAUUACGGCUGCUGGUGCGGCUUUGGGGGAAGUGGAACCCCUCGAGACGAAGUAGACCUGUGCUGUAAAAUUCACGAUAAAUGCUAUAAAAAAAGCCGAAAGACUCCUGGAUGCACAGCCAUUGCUGACCUUCCCUACAUCCGUGUUUAUGAUUUCACCUGCUCAAAACAACAAGUGGCCUGCUCAGCUACCAACAGCAAGUGCCAGGCUGCCGUGUGCGAGUGUGAUCAGGUGGCAGCUCACUGUUUUGCUCAGGCCACAUACAACCCUGAAAACAAGAACCUGGAUUCCAAAGUCCACUGUGCCAACUGAGUUAUACAACUUCCCAAAAAAGUACAAGAGAAAUGAUGGAUUUGCAAUAUUUUCAAAGUUUUAAUUUCUUUAUAAUUUUUAAAUAAAACCUGAUGUAAAAGAA
Molecule: messenger RNA, 744 nt
Organism: Xiphias gladius (swordfish)
Lineage: Eukaryota; Metazoa; Chordata; Actinopteri; Istiophoriformes; Xiphiidae
Gene: pla2g1b
Product: phospholipase A2, group IB (pancreas)
Exons: 5
Coding region: 192-641 (149 amino acids)
Biological process (GO): lipid catabolic process; arachidonate secretion; phospholipid metabolic process
Molecular function (GO): phospholipid binding; calcium ion binding
Source: RefSeq, a predicted model, not a curated record